AUGGUUGAACAAUCUUCUCUCUACUUCGAUGAGACUAUUCUUAUUGUAUCAAAACGCUCAUCAGAAUGUUCGGCACAAAUAGUCUCCGAUCUUGUCUCAAACUUGGAUUCAGAAUUUGAUGCUUGGUCUGUGUCAUUGCCGCCUCAAUCGAACCAAGAUACUUGUGUUGCUCAUGCGAUUAUUGAUAGGCAAAUCGAUAUCAAGAGCGGCUCCUUGCUCACCCGCAAACUGCCGCUACUGCUAUCCUUUCAAUCUAGGCCGGCUCAUUUGCUGUCUAUAUCGGUGGAAGUGGUAUCUCGUCGAACAGCCAUUUCUAAUGGUUCGGCCGAUGCUCUUUUCAACGCGGAUUUGAAACGACAGCUAGUCGGAAAGGUGUUCCUUCAAUCCAGCGACGAAUUAUUUAUCGACUUGAAAAACGCAAGACUACAAGUAAAGACUGUCACACUUCGAGAGAAGUUACAGACUCCAACUUUUCGAUUCGUGAUAGUUGUGCAUAGCACUCGAAUCACGAUUCAAAAUAAACAAAAUAUUUCCUUGACAAGUGGCGACCGGUACAACCCUUCAGACCCGUCCCACGUGGCAAAGUUACUGAUUGAUACAUUCCAAUGCGUCAAAAAAAGAAUCCCAAUACCGAGGACCUUCCUUCUCUCUGGAAACCCUGGCGUUGGCAAGACUUUUUCAGUGAAAGCAGCCUAUACUCAGUGCGCUUGUUUUGUGAAGAUGGUAUCGUUACGGGGUUCCGAGUUGUUACAAAAUGAUUCCAACCCAGCGCGUGCACUAGAGCGAGAGUUCAAAAAUGCACUUUCAGUAGCAAGCAACUCAGUGGUCCUGUUGUUUCUGGACGAGUGUGACGCAUUGGUUAGCGUUGACUGUGUGGCUUCUGCAUUGGCGAUGUUGCUUGAUCGCUUGAGUAAAUAUGGAGAACAGCUUAUUGUUGUUGGAGCUACCAACAGAAUCGACAGUAUUCCUAUCUGGUUGCGUCGGGCUGGACGAUUUGACUGUGAGAUCCCAGUGUUGCCACCUACUGCAGAACAGCGAAAUGAGGUUCUUCUACAGUUGUUUCGAGAAAAGACAACGGAACACAUGGGGGAAAAGGACCGUGACGAGAUAUUGAGAAUCUCUGAGAAUACUGUAGGUUAUGUUCCAGCUGAUUUGCAAGCUCUGGUCAACAGAGCUAUCUUCCUUCGACACAAAGAGGAAACAUGGUCUAAUCGAAAAUAUGUCUAUUCGAGUUCUGUAGUGGACUACUUGGAAGGUGCAACGCAAGACGUCGGGGCAUCAUCGUUGCGUGAUGCUGCGUUCUGCAAGCCUCCGAAUGCUGACUGGAAUGAUGUUGUUGGAGACCCAGGUGGUGCAAAGACUGCACUCCGACAGGCAGUUGAAUGGCCCCGUCAAAAGAAGGGCGCAUUUGAGGACCUGGGAUUGACUCCCCCUCGUGGAAUACUUCUUCAUGGUCCACCUGGAUGUUCGAAAACGACAUUGGCAAGAGCCGCCGCUGGUGCAUCCGGAGUAGGGUUCUUGAGUAUGAACCCAGCACAGGUGUAUGCCUCGCCUUUCGUCGGAGAAGCCGAGCGACUCGUUAGAAGAUCGUUCAUUUUGGCAAGAGCUGCGGCUCCGUGUAUUUUGUUCUUUGAUGAAGUCGAUUCGCUAUUUGGAAACGGAAAUCAAUCUCGUGGGAAUUCUGCAGAGGCCCGUGUCCUAUCGACAUUUCUAAAUGAAAUGGAUGGCGUUGACAACAACAACAAAUCUGAUUGUGCUCUCUUGGUUCUCGGAGCAACAAAUCGCCCUUGGGCACUCGAUUCUGCUUUGCUCAGACCCGGUCGUCUUGGCGAUAAGAUUGUUUACGUGCCUCCACCGGAUCACCAUGCCAAAAAACUGAUUCUUCAAAUGCAGAUUCCAGGUGGGGAGGACAUCGACUUUGAAGCCAUGGCGGUUAUGUGCGGCACUAUGACAGGCGCAGAGAUUAUUGGAGCAUGCCAAACCGCAAAGAUGCGAAUGCUUCGAGACAUGACAGUGCACGAGGAUGACACUGCCCCAAACCAAAAAUUUGAACAAGAUUAUUUGGUUGAUGCUAUUCACGCUGUCAAACCAUUUUUGUCGAAUCCGAAAAAUUUGGACCAUUUCCGCAGCUUUGAUAACAAUGACUAG
Molecule: messenger RNA, 2148 nt
Organism: Cylindrotheca closterium
Lineage: Eukaryota; Bacillariophyta; Bacillariophyceae; Bacillariales; Bacillariaceae
Source: the annotation of a GenBank genome assembly